Messenger RNA from Asparagus officinalis (garden asparagus), 1946 nucleotides. RefSeq lists its product as uncharacterized. The record is from RefSeq and is a predicted model, not a curated record. The coding region runs from base 1 to 1227 and encodes 408 amino acids. The transcript has 7 exons. NCBI's taxonomy places the organism in Eukaryota, Viridiplantae, Streptophyta, Magnoliopsida, Asparagales, Asparagaceae.
AUGUGGGCAGAGGACCAGAGGACAAAGGCGGAGAGGACGAGGGCUUCGAUGAUGGCGAAGGACGUGAAACCACUGCUUCUACUCUGGAGCAGGGCGCUUAGAAGGCAGUUGAGGAGGAGGGAGACCGCCAAGGAGGCCAAGGAGGCGAUCGUCGCGUACGUGAAGGAGGCGGCGAAGGAGAUGGGAGCUGGUACUGCUGAAGUAAGAAAUGGAGGAAAUGGGGUAUUCACUGAAGGUUGUUGCUUGUCAAGUGGAGCCAAUCAACAACGGCAGUCGAUGUCGGUCAUCCAAGAGAACACAUUGGAACCAGGAAACGAGAACAAUCACAACAUGGCUGAGGUCCCCCAUUCUGAUAUAGUAACAGAAGCUGCUGGACUACCAAGCAUUGAGACUGGACAUCAAUUAUCUGAUGGAGGUGGGUGCUCUCUGAGUGGAUUCGGUGAAGAUCAUCCAAGAGAAGAACCGAACAGCACAGAACCAUGUCCUUGUUCUAACGUAUUACCAGCAGCUGCCGAAGUGCAGACAAUUGAGACUGCAAAUGGUUCCAACCUACAAAGGGUUGAAACAUGUGAGAAUGUGGUGGAUAGGGAACAAUCACCAUCGCUUGACAAUGGUGGAGAAGUUGCUCCUACAAGGGAUGUUAAUUCUGGUGGUAGUGAGCAUAACAUAAAUCAUGAUACUGUGAUGGAGCCUGCAAUAGCUGAUCAACAUCCAAGAGAAUCGAAGCACAACAAAGAGAACCAAAAUGUGUCAGCAAAGUUAAGGGCCUCUCUUUCUGACAAGGGGAAGAGAGCUAUAAAUGCAGAGGACACAAACAAUUUAGCUGUCAAUACAGAGCGCAAGGGCAAAACUGGGAAGAAGAGAGUCAGUCAUGCUGUGGGUGCACCGAGCAUUAUGGAUCGAAACCCGACUGCUCGGACAUAUGAGUGGGAUGAUUCCAUGGACACCACACCCGGGAAAUCUCCUAACCCAGUGGCGAGGCGCCAGUCACCUCGUGUGAAAAGAAAGUCAAGUCCUGGGACAAAUGUACCAUGGACUAGAAAUUUUUCUGGACGAAGGAAGAAGAAAUGGUGGACCGAAGAGGAAGAGCACACAUUGCGAAAGGGCGUUAAAAAGUAUGGUGUAGGAAAAUGGGCGCUGAUAAAGGAAUCUUAUCCUGAUAUAUUGGAGGAGAGAUCAUCGGGCGAUUUGAAGGACAAAUGGAGAAAUAUAACAAGAAAAAAAUAGCUUUGUUGUAAUUUUUGUGUCAUGCUGGAUCCUUGAGUUUGUCCUCCAGUACCUGCCCCCAGUUACCUCCUUGGAUCACCUUUUGGCUUUUACCCUCAUACCUGCUUCAAAAAAACCCUUUACUUUUUCUGUGUGGGACCCCAUCCCCAACCUUUGGAACCAUCAACUGUUUUGGACACCCUCAGGUUAAGGAGAUGGCGAAAGGGCAGCAGCGAAGCAGGCAAUGAAUUUUUGUGGCAACCGGUUUAUCUUCCGGAUUUGGACAUUCCAAUCCGGAGGAUAUAUUACCAAAAAUUUGUUUUGGGAGAGGAUCAAAGGGGAGGAGGGGGGCAAAUUUUGCCAUUUUGGGCACCUGAAGCGUGCGUAUUGGCUCAUGCAGCCGGCAGUGCAAUAUCUGAAUGCCUUUUUGAGAUGAUGGGGAGGGUCAUGGGAAAUGCAUGGGAGCCGAAGUUGGAUUAUGAGAUUAGGUGUUUUUGAGCUCAGCUGUGAAGAGGAGUGGGAGUGUUGAUGAAAUGAAGUCCUCAUCUAGAAAGCUUUUUAUGAGCUUUCUGAAGUAAAGUUAACUAGGGCCAUGCCCACUGGUUAAAAAUAUUUACUUGCUGUUUUUGUGGAGUACAUUUGUGGGUUUUGGACUUUCGGUUUAAGGUGUUACGAUAUGAUGGUAUAUAAUCAAAUGUUGUGGCCUAGUAAAGCUCUACCGGUUUCACAUUUUUCUGUCA